Chaetomium globosum CBS 148.51 is the source of this 2511-nucleotide messenger RNA. RefSeq lists its product as uncharacterized. The record is from RefSeq and is a predicted model, not a curated record. The coding region runs from base 1 to 2511 and encodes 836 amino acids. The transcript has 8 exons. Gene Ontology annotation, molecular function: ABC-type oligopeptide transporter activity; ATP hydrolysis activity; ATP binding. Gene Ontology annotation, biological process: transmembrane transport. Gene Ontology annotation, cellular component: membrane. Lineage: Eukaryota; Fungi; Ascomycota; Sordariomycetes; Sordariales; Chaetomiaceae.
AUGUCGCCGCGUGGGUGGCAAACAAGAGAGCUGCAGGCGGCAACGUCUCAGACGCUGGGAUACCUCGUCUGUGACGUGUUUGUGUUUUUCGCCUGCAUCAUUGUGGCGCUUGUCUACUCGUACAAGCUGACCCUCGUCAUGCUGGCGACGGGCGUGCCAUCGGCGCUCAUUCUUUGGGGGUUUAGCCGUUUUCUCGACCCGGCGAUCGAGGGACAGAAGAGAGAGCUUGCGCAGGCCGCUAAGCACGUCACAGCCGCCACCACUGCCAUCGACCUCGUCAAGGUGUACAACGGGGCCGACCAUGAGGCCUUUCAGUUCGUUUCAGCGAUUCGGAGGUCUGCCAAGUUCUAUUCACGCCAGGUGCUCUGUAACUGCGGGCAGAUGAGCUACUCCAUCGAGACGCUGGGCCCGCAGUGGCUUGUUGUGGCAAAGGGUAUGGCGGCUGGGCAGUUCCUUCAGGGACUCACCAAGGAAAAGGAUUGUGGGUCGGAGCAGCAGGCUACCGGCUGGUUGAAGCCUUCGUGGUGUGCAGGGGAGGUUAAAAUGAGCAACGUCAACUUUGCGUAUCCGUCUAACCCCACCAAGACGGUCAUCCACUCCUCGAGUCUAAAGUUCGCUGCUGGUCAGCUUACCUUCCUCGUCGGCAGCAGUGGUUCUGGCAAGAGCACGCUGGGGAGUCUGCUCGUGCGAUUCUACGAGCCCAUGGCCGGACGAAUCACUUUGGACGGCACGCCCAUCACAACCCUCGAUCUCGACUGGCUGCGCCGAAACGUCACGCUUAUCCAACAGUCCAGCUCGCUGUUUAGCGAUACCCUGUUCCAGAACAUUGCACUCGGCUCCUCAGAACCCGAAGGUGUUUCCCAUGACGCCGCUGGCUUGGACCCCGUCAGCAGGACCCUAAUCAUGGAGGCCAUUCGCGUGUGGAGGAAGGGCAAAACAACCAUCAUCAUCACGCAUGAGGUAAACCACAUUGCGGACGAUGAGUACGUGUAUGUGCUUGCGGAUGGCUCAGUGGUCCAAGAGGGGCUGAGGCGUGACAUUGAAGAGGACGAGACGGGGCUCUUCGCAUCGUUGGUUGCCUCGGCCAAUAACGCCUCCUCCGGCGGUUCCGUGUUUAGCGACAGCGAGAGCGAGUUUGACUCGGAUCUUCCCGACGACAGCCCCGCCGAAGAGGCCCAAUACGCCAAGUUACUCCGCGGCGCCCUCGUCGACAACCGGCCAAUGUCCCGAGCCAAAUCUUACCAAAGGGGCCGAUCCAUGUCCCACCACACGGAUGUCGACCCCUCCCAAUAUGGCUACGCAAGCCGCAGUUCAAGCAUCCACGCCGUCACCCAACGGGGUCUGGGCGUGCAGAAGAACAUGGUGGGCAAGGGGCAACUAAUUCUCGGCAUCAUGCUGUGUCUCGUCAUUGCAGCCAGUAAUCCCGUGUUCUCCUACUUCUUUGCCAACCUCGUUGGGGAAUUCUGGAUUGCCGAAGGCGAGGAAAGCUCGGUCUCGCUAUGGGCUGGUCUUCUCGCGGUCAUUGCCGUCAUCGACGCAAGCGCCACCUUCUUUGGUUACUUUCUCAUGGAGAAGGUUGCCCAGAAAUGGGUCAACACUCUACGUGCGGAGGCGAUCAAGCGUAUCCUGAGCCAACCCAGGCCAUGGUUCGACAAGCCAAGCCAUUCUCCCGCUCGCAUCACUCAAUGCCUCGACCGCAACGCCGAGGAGAUGCGCAAGCUCGUCGGCAUGUUUGUGCCCAUCCUCUUGACUAUCACCGCCAUGAUCCUAGCGUCCACUUGUUUGGGCGCUGGCUAUCCGAUGGGACCUUACACUGGUGACGCUCGCUGGGCUGCCCGUGGCCAUGGCAGCGGGCGCGAGCCAACUCGCUCUGAGACUUUCGCCAACAUCAAAGUCAUACGUGCCUUGACGCUAGAACGGCAUUUCUACGACAAACAUAGCCGCUCUACCCUAGCUACCUACCGUCUGGGUGUGAAGCGUGCGGGUUUCGUCGGCCUGUUUUACGGCGUGCACCAAUCCAUCAUCUUCUUCCUCACGUCUCUCGUCUUUUACUACGGCGCCAAGAUCCUCAGUGAGGGCCUCAUCACGGUAACCGACGUGGUCAGGGUCAUCAACCUGCUGCUCUUUGCGCUUGGCACCUCCGUCGCCAUGUUGGGCAAUCUCCCGCAAAUCGCCGCCGCCAAAACGACAGCCGUACAGAUGCUUUACUACGCCAACCUGUCCCACACGGCAAGCCACGAAGGCCAGGGCGAGAAGCGGUUGCUAACUCCCCUUCCCGUCCGCAUGGCCAACCUCCGGUUCGCCUACCCCGGCGCUCCUCAAACCGAAGUCCUCCGCAACAUCAACCUCCAAAUAGACGCCGGCACCUGCACCGCCAUCGUAGGCGCCUCCGGCUGCGGCAAAACAACCAUCGCAAGCCUCCUCCUCCGCCUGUACGACCCCCUCCCACCACUCCCACCCCGCCCGACCCCUACCAGCCUCCCAACAUCCAAAAUUCCCCCUCUCCCAUGA